Molecule: messenger RNA, 2389 nt
Organism: Phascolarctos cinereus (koala)
Lineage: Eukaryota; Metazoa; Chordata; Mammalia; Diprotodontia; Phascolarctidae
Source: RefSeq, a predicted model, not a curated record
CUUCCGUCUCAGUCCCUCCGCUGCCGCUGCUGCCGGGGCCGGAGCCAGAGUCCGGCCAGGAGCGCCCCGGCCAGCUGCAGGUGUCCGAGGCAUGGAGCGGCCCCCCGGAAAGGAGCUCGCCCUGGCGCCGCUCCAGGAGUGGGGCGAAGAGAAGGUGGACGGAGCCGUGUACAAUGUCACCCUUCGUCGGCAGCGCAAUCAGCGACCUGGCCAGGGUGGGAACCGAGCGAGGGGGAGGGGCCAGGCUUCUGAUCCUGGGCGGUCUGAAGAUUUUGUGCACUAUCGCACUUGCAAAGUUCGGGCACUGCGCGCAGCUCGAAUAGAGCGUCUGGUACUGGAGCUGGUGAAAGGCGAUCAUGAACAGGACCCGGCCUUCGUGCCCGCCUUCCUGGCCACGCACCGUGCCUUCAUACCCACAGACCAUGUACUAGGUCUCCUGCUGCCUCUGAGGCAGGUCCCAAGACCCCAAGGGGAAGGACAGAAGGAACAAGGUCAAGGUCAUUUGGAUCACAGCCAGGAGCAGGAGUCCAGGGCUUUGAUAUCUGUGCUGGGCUCCUGGCUGCUGGAUCACCCCCAGGACUUCAAAGAUCCCCCUGCCCACCCCACUGGUCCGGUUUGUACCUUUCUGAGUGUGGCAGCCCCAGGGGGGGCAGAGAGCCAAGAAGCUGAGAGGCUGUUGAAGCACUUCCAAGAGGAGGAAGAGGAGGAGGUGGCCAAGAAAUUCCAAGAGGACAAAGAGGGGGUCAAGGAGGCCCCAGAAGUGGCAGAGCCUUCUCACUAUGGGCAGGGAUCUCUAGACCCAGAAAAGCCCCUGGAGAAGGAAGAACAACAUGUGAAAGAGUGCCCAGAGCUGCUGGAUUUCAGUGUGGAUGAGGUAGCUGAGCAGCUGACCGUGAUGGAUAUGGAACUUUUUUCUCAAGUAUGCCUUUGGGAGUGCCUGGGUUCUGUGUGGUCUCAUCGGGAUAAAGCAGUGGGCCGUGGGACUGCCCCCUCUGUCCGAGCCACUGUGGCACAGUUCAAUGCAGUAACUAGUUGUGUCCUGAGCUCAGUGCUGGUGGGACCAGGACUGCCCCCACCCCAUCGGGCCCAACGCCUGGAGAAAUGGAUCUUUAUUGCUCAGCGCUGUAGGGAGCUGAGGAACUUCUCAUCCCUCCGGGCCAUCCUCUCAGCGCUGCAGUCCAACCCCAUAUACAGACUCAAGAGGAGCUGGGCAGCGGUGAGCUGGGAGCCACUGUCCAUAUACCGGAAACUCUCCAAUAUUUUCUCAGAUGAGAACAAUCACCUUAACAGCAGAGAGAUUCUCUCCCAGGAAGAAGCCCCUUUGACGUCCCCUGAAGAGGAGACAGCUCCAAGAGUCCCUCCCUUGAAAGUGCCCCCUGGUCCUAUUCCCUACCUGGGCACCUUCCUCACUGACCUGGUCAUGCUGGACACUGCAUUGCCUGACCAGCUGGAGGGAGAGCUUAUCAACUUUGAGAAGCGGAGGAAGGAGUGGGAGAUCCUGUCCCGAAUCCAGCACCUUCAGCGUCGCUGUGUGAACUAUAGCCUGCCACCUCGGCCACCUGUUCUUGCUGCCUUCCGUGCCCAGCGUAUCCUCAGUGAGGAGCAGAGUUACCGCCUGUCCCGGGUUAUUGAGCCCCCAGCUGCCUCCUGUCCCAGCUCCCCCAGGAUCCGGCGACGGAUAAGUCUUACUAAGAGACUUAGUGCGAAGUUGUCACGGGAAAGGGGCUCCUCUCCCAGCCACCAGCCUGGGGACCCCCCCUCUUCCAGUCCCAGUCUCUCUUCAGGUUCCUACCCAUCCAGCCCUGGAGAUGGGGACCCCCUGACCCUUAGCCUUCCUCCAUCCCCAGGGGCAACUGGUCUGGGCCACAAGGGCACUGUGGAGCUGCCUCUGGGAACCGAAGCUCCUGAGCUCCAGGCUGCCCCAGCCUCCCCUGGGAGCCAUGCUCUAACUUCCCACCCAGGGCAGCAGACCCCGGAUACCUGUGUCAUCAGAGUCAGCAUUGACCAUGAUCCUGGGAACCUUUAUAGGAGCAUUUUGCUGACUAGCCAGGACAAAGUUCCAGGUGUGGUUCUCCGAGCCCUUCAGAAGCUGCACCUGGAGCAGCCACAGCCCCGUGACUAUCAGCUGUUCCAGGUCCUGCCUGGGGACCGGGAGCUCCUGAUCCCAGACGACGCCAAUGUGUUCUAUGCCAUGAGCCCAGCUAGCCCCAGGGAUUUCGUGCUACGGAAGAAGGAGGGAGCUCGGUCCCCACCCUGAUGACUGACUCUCCUGUCUGAGAGGGCCCCAGGCUUGGACCUGUCUGAGGCUGAGGGAGAGCCGGGGCCAUCCCAGAGGGAUGUCUGGCUGGGCCAAGGCACUGAUCCCAACAAGAUCCCUGGUGUUCCCCUA